UUCCCCCUGAAUGACGCACUCUUCUUUCCAGGCGGGGUGUUGUCUCCUGCCUAAGCUAUCCUGUUUAGUAAUUAGUAAUAGUUAAUUAAUUAGCUUUAAUUAGUUCAGUUCCUCGUUAUGAUGGAUUAUUGCCAUGUAACAGUAUUUGUGUUAUUUAUUUGUCUCGCUGCGUGUGGUUUUAUUCCCGUCACUGGAAACAUAAACCAGAAACUGCACUAUUUUGAAACCCUGAAAUCUACAGACAUUCACAUAAUCACUAAACGUAGCAUUGACGCCAACCCCCAGUCACACCUUAAGUUUGUACACCUGAAAGGACUAGGCAGGGACUUCAGUUUUUAUUUACGCUCCAGCCAGCAGGUUUUGACCCACGAUUUCGAAGCCACUGUAGUCGAUGCAGACGGUCACGAAUCUUCACUCUUUGUUGAUAAGAAUGCCUUUUAUCAAGGAGCGCUACAAGACGAUGCUCAUUCACAUGUUGAAGCUGUAUGGGAAGGUGAGGACUUACUGGCCACCAUAACCACCCCUAAUGACACCUAUACAGUUGAGCCCUCUUGGCGUCAUCUUCCCAACAGCAAGAACCAUACCAUGAUCAUUUACAAAGGCUCAGAUGUCGUCAGUUUCUACAACAAGACGGGCCAUGGAAACCAACUUGUCUGUAGAAGCCAGCCUGGUGUUACUCUGAGUAAAGAGGAGUAUGAGAAAUCUCUAGAAAUAACCAAACGAUUCCAUGAAUCAGGCAUGAAAAAUUUCUCCAAAUAUUCUGGCGAUAAUCCAGAUUCUGGCCACCACCGUAGCAAACGUUUCGUUCUAAAACAUGACACUUGUGAUAUGAUCCUUGUGGCUGACUAUACAUUCUUCAAAGGUAUCGGCAAUUCAGACAGUUUGAAUACAGCCAACUAUUUAAUCCACAUAAUGAGCAAAGUUGAUCAUAUUUACCGUAACACAGUUUGGGAUGAAAAUCUAGGUCUUACCAACAUUGGCGUCAAAAUCAGACAUGUUAAGAUUCAUUCAGACUAUUCCAAAGACGUAUCUUAUAACAAAAAACAUGAUUGGGAGUAUAAACAAUUACUAGUGAAUUUUAGCUGGGAUACCCGAUUCUAUCGCUAUUGCCUUGCUCACCUCUUCACUUUUCAAAAAUUCCAAGAUGGGGUCCUUGGAUUGGCAUAUAUAGCAUCAGAACGUCUUAACACAGUCGGCGGUAUUUGCUCAUCACCUUUUUACCAAGAUGGAGUCUUCAUGACUUUGAAUACUGGCUGGAGCAGUUCAAUGAACACGCAGGGUCACCGUAUUCUCACUCAAGAAGCCCAAAUUGUUACCGCCCAUGAAAUUGGCCAUAACUGGGGUAGUGAGCAUGACCCAGGCGAGGGCAUCUGUUCCCCUUCAUCAUUUGACAAUGGGAAAUUCAUCAUGUACCCCUAUGCUGUUACAGGGUAUGAAUUAAAUAACUGGAAAUUUUCACCUUGCAGUAGGAAAUUUAUAAACAAAGUAUUGUUAAGGAAGUCCACAGCUUGUUUCUCAGAUGGGAGACAGUUUAACUUCUGUGGAAACGGUAAAGUUGAAAAAAGCAGAGGUGAAGAAUGUGAUGGUGGCUUUUUGGCCAACAGUGCUUUUGACCAUUGUUGCACUGACAAAUGUGUGUUUGGCCCUGGUGCCGAGUGCAGCCCUGUCAACCAUGAAUGUUGCACCCGAGACUGCAAAAUUGCCUCUAAAGGGGUCUUAUGUCGGUCAGUUAUAGGGGAUGCCUCUGAUUGUCUCCACAACUCCACCUGUACAUAUCCUUUACAUCUCAUGUUUUACUCCUUUGGAGUUUAUGGGGUUUGCCUCUUUUGUGUCAUAAGACACAGAAUUUGGGAGCAAAGAGCCAAAUAUUAUGCCGGAACCCUGCUGGGAUUUUUUUUAUUUGAUUCUGAAUUUAUUUGUUUUUUUUGUUUGUCUUUUUUAUAUUAUUAUCUAUAUCUUUGUCUCUACUUUUACAGUACAUAUAUAUGUGUACAUAUAUCUGUCUCUCUCUCUCUCUAUAUAUAUAUAUAUAACUACACUCUCAGAGUGGUUGGCGUUAGGAAGGGCAUCCAGCUGUAGAAACUCUGCCAAAUCAGAUUGGAGCCUGGUGUAGCCAUCUGGUUUCACCAAUCCUCAGUUAAAUCGUCCAACCCAUGCUAGCAUGGAAAGCGGACGUUAAACAACGAUGAUGAUGAUAUGUGUGUGUGUAUGUGUGUAUAUAAACACACACACACAGAUAGAUCUAAGUGUAUAUGUGUGUGUGUGUGUGUAUAUAUUCACACAUGAGAAAAUGGAGAGGAUUUAGAAUUGACAGACAUCAGCUGGUAAACAUUGAAGUAUGUCUGUUUAUUCAAAUGUAUUGGAUGAAUACAGUCACAUGUAUGAGUGGUACAGAUUAGCGAAUGGAAAAAGCUGGUAACUGCAUAGACAAUGGUGUGAAUACCUAUAAGCAUAUAGAAACAAGUGAAGUGAUGGAGAUAAGAGUGGACAAACGAAAGAAGGGUACUCAACACAUUUAUUGGGAGUUACAUGUAUGGAUGAAAGCAAUUUGAUUCGAGCAUGAUGCUAACCUUCAACCAUUUCAAAUUUAAAAUGGCUGAAGAUUAGCAUCACACUUGAAACCUCAGAAUACCAACGAAUUUGAAUCAAACUGUUUUCAUCAAUAUAUGUGCGUGUGUGUGUGUGUGUAAAUGUCGAAUGAGAAUGAGUGCUCAACAACACAUUGGUGGAUAAAAUUUCUUAAUUUUUGUAUUAAGGCUACCAUUGGUUUCAUGUUAAGAAAAAUAUCUUAAUAUCUUAACAGUCUUUCUUGCACAACUCUCUGGUGGUGGUGGUGGUCCACUCUCUCCGUUUAUCUACCUCUUACCAUCCCUCACUCAGUCGCCCUUUAUGUUCAGUGAACUAUUUUCUCCCCUGUGGGUGUUUACUAUUCUUUUCAUCUUUGUAAGCGAAAUGAAUUUUAUUGCCUUA
This is a messenger RNA of Octopus bimaculoides (California two-spot octopus), 2970 nucleotides long. RefSeq names its product ADAM 17-like protease. NCBI's taxonomy places the organism in Eukaryota, Metazoa, Mollusca, Cephalopoda, Octopoda, Octopodidae. The record is from RefSeq and is a predicted model, not a curated record. Gene Ontology annotation, cellular component: plasma membrane. Gene Ontology annotation, molecular function: metalloendopeptidase activity. Gene Ontology annotation, biological process: membrane protein ectodomain proteolysis; Notch signaling pathway.